This is a messenger RNA of Acanthosepion pharaonis, 1464 nucleotides long. The record is from the annotation of a GenBank genome assembly. NCBI's taxonomy places the organism in Eukaryota, Metazoa, Mollusca, Cephalopoda, Sepiida, Sepiidae.
AUGACCAUUAUAACAAUAUCUAUCUAUCUAUCUAUCUAUCUAUCUAUCUAUCUAUCUAUCUAUCUAUCUAUCUAUGUAUUUUGCUGCUUCUCCAAAUUGUCCUUUUUAUCUACUUUUCCUUUUCUUUCUUUCUUUCUUUCUUUCUAUAAUUUACGUUCAUUCAUUCUUUCUUUUUGGCUUUUAUCUUCAUUCAUCCAUUUUCUUUUUCACUUUUAUUUUCUUACUACGUACAUAUCACUUUUCCCUUUCUAUUUUAUAAAUUUCCCUUUUUUCCUUUUUUCUUUCUUUCUUUGUCUUUUAUUUUCAUUCUUUCUUUCUUUCACUUUUCUUUUCUUUUUUUACUACGCGCAUGUAUAUUUUCCCUUCUUUUUGUUUUGUAAUUUCCUUUUUCUUUGUUUUUUUUCUUUCAUUACACACCACCUUUCCUUUCAUUCUAUUUUAUUGAAUCUUUCUUUCAUAUUUUCAUUCGUUCUUUCUUUCUUUCCUUUUCUUUUAAUUUUAUUCAUUCUACUUAUAACCUCACUUUUCCUCCUUUCGAUUUUAUUAUUUUUAUCUUUCUUUCUUUCUUUCUUUCCUUCUUUCUUUUUCUCUUUCGUUCUUUCUUUUUCGCUUUCGUUCUUUCUUUCUUUCUUUCUUUGCUAUAUCAAUUUUUAUGAUUGUGCCCUGAGGAAAUCCAAUAUUGUUCAUCCAUCCAAUCUAUCUAUCCCACGUCUGUUCAUUAUGUCUUUCUCUAUGUUUGCUCAUUAUCUAUCUAUCUAUCUAUCUAUCUAUCUAUCUAUCUAUCUAUCUAUCUAUCUCUGUUCAUUAUUGAUAUAUCUAUGUUUCUUCAUUAUCUAUCUAUCUAUCUAUCUAUCCAUCUAUCCAUAUCCAUCUCCAUCUAUUUCUAUUCAUUAUUCCAUAUAUCUAUGUUUCUUCAUCCAUAUCUAUCUAUCUCAUCUAUCUAUCAUCCAUCUAUCCAUAUCUCUGUUCAUUAUUGAUAUAUCUAUGUUUCUUCAUUAUCUAUCUAUCUAUCUAUCUAUCUAUCUAUCUCUGUUCAUUAUUGAUAUAUCUAUGUUUCUUCAUCCAUCAUAUCUAUAUCUAUAUCUAUCUAUCUGUAUCAUCUAUCUAUGUUCAUUAUUGAUAUAUCUAUGUUUCUUCAUUAUCUAUUAUCUAUCUAUCAAUUAUAUCUGUUUCAUAUCAUCCAUCUAUCAUUAUCUAUCUAUCUAUCAUCCACUAUCUAUCUCUGUUCAUUAUUGUUUUAUCUAUCUAUCUAUCUAUAUCUAUGUUUCUUCAUUAUCUAUCUAUCUAUCUAUCUAUCUAUCUAUCUAUCUAUCUCUGUUCAUUAUUGAUAUAUCUAUGUUUCUUCAUUAUCUAUCUAUCUAUCUAUCUAUCUAUCUCUGUUCAUUAUUGAUAUAUCUAUGUUUCUUCAUUAUCUAUCUAUCUAUCUAUCUAUCUAUCUAUCUAUCUAUCUCUGUUCAUUAUUGA